UUUCUACAUUAUCAUUCGAGUUUGAUUCGAAAGGUUGCCAUUUUAUCAUUUGAGAACAGGCAUGCGCAUAUCCAUGUCAAGUGUGGCGUAAGGGAAAUAUUUGGCUUUUAGGGGCCCAGAAAUUAUAAAAAAAUGCAUAAACUAAAAUUUUCUCAGCGGGAUAAAGUGAAAAAGUUUAUAACCUUUACACAAACCGGAGAGCAAACGGCAAUUUAUUGCUUAACGCAAAAUGACUGGAAAUUAGAUUUAGCCAGCGACAAUUACUUUCAGAAUCCUGAGGCAUACUAUAAAGAGCCUAAAAAUUCUGUUGACAAGAAAAAACUCGAAAUAUUAUUUAGUAGAUAUCAAGAUUCUUCAGAAUCUGACAAAAUAACAGCAGAUGGAAUAAUGAAAUUUCUCGAUGAUUUGGGAUUAAGUCCGGAGAGUAAAUUAGUUUUGAUUAUUGCAUGGAAAUUUCGGGCAGAAACGCAAUGUGAAUUUACACGUGAUGAAUUUAUGAAUGGAAUGAUGGAUUUGGGUGUUGACAGCGUAGAUAAACUUAAGGCUCGUUUAAGUAGUUUAGAAAAUGAAAUUCGUGAUCCUUUGAAAUUUAAAGACUUUUAUCAUUUUACCUUCAAUUACGCCAAAAAUCCAGGACAAAAGGGUUUAGAUUUAGAUAUGGCUAUCGCAUAUUGGAAUAUAGUGUUGGACGAUAAAUUUAAAUUCCUGUCCCUAUGGUGCCAGUUUUUGCAGGAACAUCAUAAGAGGUCAAUUCCAAAAGACACUUGGAAUUUGUUAUUAGAUUUUGCUCUUAUGAUUAAUGCUAAUAUGACCAAUUACGAUGAGGAAGGUGCUUGGCCUGUUUUAAUAGACGAUUUUGUUGAAUGGGCGCAACCGCGCGUUCGUCAAGCUCUUUAACAUUUUUCAUUAGGUCAUUCGUAUCCUGUUUAAAAGUUAUUUAUUUCGUUAUUACACCACGCAAUCUAUAAUCCCUUGGUAAUUGUUUCUCUCUCAUUUAUUAACAUUAUAUUCAAUAUUGCUUUGUACACAGAAAAUAACAUAUAUAUUUUUCUACUUUCUUUCAUAGUAAUAAAAAAUAAAAAAUUAAUUUCUUAUUAUUUACAAAAAAUUUAUUUUACUUUAUUUUCAAUAUAUUUAGAGAAUUUAAAGAAAAGGGGGGAAAAAACUAAAAAAAAACAAAUUUAAUAAAAUUGUAAACUAGCCUGAAUAUAAUAUAGAUAUACAAUUAAUAAAUGUAUAAAAAUUGACAAGUACUUGACUACUAUUCAGAUGCUUUAUUUUUUAAUAAUGUAUAAUAAUUGAAUUACCAAAAAGAUAUAUAUUCCUGUGUACAAAACAAUAUUUUCCGAUUGUAUGAAAGAAAAGAAUUGAGAAUUCUAAAUUAUUGCUCAAUUAUCAAAGCUGUACAAAGUGUUGCUUAACAAUAUUUCAACACAGCUUUUUUUUUUGGUAAAUAAAAACAAAAAGUUUAUUUAGAUUGACAAUGAUUGCUAAUAGAAAUCGGAUUUUUUUCUUCAGAUUUCCGUCUUCUCUUUCAGUAGAUUUAUUGAAGUUAAUAUUUAUGUACGAUAAUACAUAAACCAAAAGAGAAAAUAGAAAAAUUAAUUUUACUAUUUAGAUAUGAAAAUCGUAAAAGUUGAAAAAUUCAUAAAUCUGAAUUCAAAGUUUCGAUAAAAUGUUCUUGAGGAAAAAGAUUUUGCUUUUUCCCAUAAUAUAUUAUAUUUAAAAGAAAACAUUUUAUAUAAAAAAUAUACAUAAUUGUAUAAAUUGUUAGGAAAUGUAAAAAAGGAAACAAAAAAAAAUACAAUUUAGAAGUUAAAGGCGAAUUCUUUUUUGUGUUCGAAAGAAAAUUAAUUUUUGAUAAAAAGAAAAUAUUCUUGCAAAUUUUUGUCUUUAGGGAUCACUAAAAAAAAAAUAAAUAUCAAUGUCAAAGUUUUUAUUGAUAACGAAUUUUUCCUUUUAAAAAAUGUAUAACAUUUUUCAAGCUCUUUAGAAAAAAAAAAGCAAAAUGCAUAGAUUUAGGGAUUUGACCAUUUUUCAUACAUUUAAGAUAAUCUCCUCGCAACCCUCUCCCAAAAAAAUAAAAUGAAUUUCCAAUUAUAGUUUUAUUUUUUUAUAAAGAUAAUAUGUUUUUAAAUAAUAUGUGAGAUAAUUGCAGAGGUAAUUUGCAUUUUUUCAAAUGUGAUAUUUAUUCGUCGAAAGACAAAAAAAGUAGUAUUUUCUUCGUAACCGAGAUAACUGUGAUUACAGAUUAAAGCGUGUGUUUUAAUAAUGAAAUAGGUAUAUUUCUGAGUAUUAGAUAUACAAUACGAAUGUAAUUACAAAAUUUAAAAAUGGCAUUGAUGACAAUUCUCCUAAAAAACAAAAAAAAAAAAUGUGGAAAAGUUUUUCAAUUCAAUGGAGAAAUUGAAAUGAAUCAAAAAAAAAAUUUUCAGGAUCAUUCCGUUAAAAUAUUUUACUGAAAACCUUAUUUCUAGAUUAAUAAUUUCAUCACGCACUUGAAAAUUGAAGAAACAUGUUAAUUUCUACAUAAUAUGAAUCUUCAUUUAAAAAAAAAUUGCAAACAGAAAAAAGAACAAGAUUUCCAUCGUAUUCACGUAAUUUUCUAAUAGAUGUAUUAGAUCAGUUUUAAUACAGUAAUGGCAAUUGAAAAAAAAAGAAAAUUGCGAUUACGGAAAUUAAUUUGUAUUUUCGAAUUAAUUAAUGUGUUUUUAUUAAUAUGUUUCAUUAAUGUUUCAUUUAAUGUUUCAUAUUCGAUUUUUGUUUCAUUAAUGUGUUUCAUAUUAAUUGAUGUUCCAUUCAAGUUUCAUUUUACUUGCUCUUUUAUAAAUAUUUACGAUAAAAUUCGAAAUAGUUGUGAAGAAUAUAAAUGCCUUGCGUCUUCUUUUUUUUCUGGAACAAAAUCAAUUUUUGAAAAUAUUGAUAUUUAUCUGAAAAUGUAACUUAUUGCAAUAUUAUAAAAAAAAAAAAAUUAAAGGGGAAAUUUAUAUUUUAAUUCCCACUUUGGCAUUGCUAGAAAUUUGCAGAGUUUAAAAAAAAGGGCAUGGUAAAGUUUUGUAAAUAAUGUAAAUAAAUUCGUCGUUAUAUUAACCAGGGAUAAGUUAUAAUUAGUUGAUUGAAAUAAAUCAAUUUAGAAAAUA
Messenger RNA from Leptopilina heterotoma, 3140 nucleotides. It is a transcript of the gene SCCRO, whose product is annotated as DCN1-like protein. The record is from RefSeq and is a predicted model, not a curated record. Lineage: Eukaryota; Metazoa; Arthropoda; Insecta; Hymenoptera; Figitidae. The transcript is spliced from 5 exons. Gene Ontology annotation, molecular function: ubiquitin conjugating enzyme binding; ubiquitin-like protein binding; cullin family protein binding. Bases 133 to 897 code for a protein of 254 amino acids. Gene Ontology annotation, cellular component: ubiquitin ligase complex. Gene Ontology annotation, biological process: protein neddylation; positive regulation of ubiquitin-protein transferase activity.